This is a messenger RNA of Dufourea novaeangliae, 3791 nucleotides long. RefSeq names its product alanine--tRNA ligase, cytoplasmic (gene AlaRS). The transcript is spliced from 14 exons. The record is from RefSeq and is a predicted model, not a curated record. Gene Ontology annotation, molecular function: amino acid binding; alanine-tRNA ligase activity; aminoacyl-tRNA deacylase activity. Bases 148 to 3741 code for a protein of 1197 amino acids. Lineage: Eukaryota; Metazoa; Arthropoda; Insecta; Hymenoptera; Halictidae. Gene Ontology annotation, biological process: tRNA modification; alanyl-tRNA aminoacylation. Gene Ontology annotation, cellular component: cytoplasm; mitochondrion.
CGGAAUACCGGUUCGAUUACCGAUACAUGCUCUGAAUUCUUUUUUCCUUUCUCUUUUCAAAGACGUUAUCAGUAUUCGUUGUGCGACCAGCUGUUUACAUAUAAACUUCCAAAUUUAUUUCGGGAAAAAAAGAAGAGGGACAUUAAUAUGGAUUCAUAUAAAAAUGCCAAGAAUGUUCGACAAGCAUAUAUUGAUUUUUUUAAAAGCAAAGGUCACGAGUAUGUUCACUCUAGUUCUACAAUACCUCACGAUGACCCAACAUUGCUUUUUACAAAUGCUGGAAUGAACCAGUUCAAACCAAUAUUUCUGGGCACAGUAGAUCCUAACAGUGAUAUGGCAAAGUAUGUAAGAGUUGUUAACAGUCAGAAAUGCAUCAGAGCUGGAGGGAAGCACAAUGAUUUGGAUGAUGUUGGCAAAGAUGUUUAUCACCAUACAUUUUUUGAAAUGAUGGGCAAUUGGUCUUUUGGCGAUUAUUUCAAAAAAGAAAUCUGCACAUGGGCCUGGGAAUUUUUAACGGUCAAAUUAAAACUACCAUCUGACCGAUUAUAUGUAACUUAUUUUGGUGGAGAUGAGAAGAAUAAUUUGAAACCAGAUGAAGAGUGCAAAGAAAUCUGGCUAUCUUUAGGAGUACCUCCUACGCAUGUGUUGCCAGGAAGUAUGAAAGAUAAUUUUUGGGAAAUGGGAGAAACAGGGCCUUGUGGGCCGUGCAGUGAAUUACACUAUGAUCGUAUUGGCAAUAGAGAGGUAGCUCAUUUAGUCAAUCAGGAUGAUCCAGAUGUUCUAGAAAUUUGGAAUCUUGUGUUUAUACAAUUUAAUAGGCAAUCUGAUGGAAGUUUGAAAUCAUUACCAAAGAAACACAUUGAUUGUGGCUUAGGCUUGGAAAGAUUAGUGUCAGUUAUUCAGAAUAAACGUGCUAAUUACGAUACAGAUUUGUUCAUGCCACUUUUUGAAGCUAUUCAGAAGGGCACAGGAGCACCACCUUAUCAAGGCAAAGUUGGCACAGAUGAUAAAGAUGGCAUAGAUAUGGCAUACAGAGUUUUGGCUGAUCAUGCUAGAACUCUUACAAUUUCUCUUGCUGAUGGAGGUGUACCUGAUAACACUGGUAGAGGGUAUGUACUGAGACGAAUUUUGAGACGCGCCGUGCGUUAUGCAACGGAAAAAUUGAAUGCAAAGCCUGGUUUCUUUGGAACAUUGGUGAACGUCGUUGUACAGAUACUUGGUGACAUUUUCCCAGAAGUAACUAAAGAUCCACAAUAUAUAAUCGAUAUUAUUAAUGAAGAAGAAGCUCAGUUUCUUAAAACUUUGUCACGUGGUCGAAAUUUAUUAAAUCGUACUGUAGCGAAAUUGGAAUCGUCUACUAUUGUCCCUGGAGAUGUUGCUUGGCGUUUGUAUGAUACAUACGGAUUUCCUGUUGAUUUAACGCAGCUCAUGACAGAAGAAAAGGGUUUAAAAGUGGACAUGAUAGGCUAUGAAGAAGCGAAAAAGCAAGCUCAGCUUAUUUCUCAAAGCAAAAGUGGCGGUGUGGAUGAUCAAAUUAACUUGGAUGUUCAUGCAAUUACUGAAUUACAAAAUAAAGGAGUCAAGCCCACUAUAGACUUGCCGAAGUACAAUUACACGGUUACCGGUGAUAAAAUGUGUGAAGAAUAUGAAUUUGCUCCUUGUAUUGGCACUGUAAUUGCCCUUAGGCAUGCCAAAACUUUUGUCGACGAAGUAUUAUCAGGAGAAGAAGUCGGAAUUUUAUUAGAUCAAACUAACUUUUAUGCUGAGCAAGGUGGACAAAUAUACGAUGAAGGAUUCUUAGUGAAAACUGACGAUGAAGAGACAGAAGUUCGGAUAAAAAAUGUUCAAGUCAGAGGCGGCUACGUUUUGCACAUUGGUACUGUAGGUCAGGGAAUUCUGAAGAAGGACGAUAAAGUUUACUUGAAUAUAGACACUACACGUAGGAGGCUUGUAAUGAGCAAUCAUACCGCAACGCAUGCUCUUAAUUACGCGCUUCGAAAAGUAUUGGGCACGGAAGUGGAUCAGAAAGGUUCUCUGGUAGCACCGGACCGCCUUCGUUUCGAUUUUACGAAUAAAGGAGCUAUGACUUCAGAACAAGUGAAACAAGUGGAAGAAAUUACAAAUACUAUAGUAAAAGAGAAGAAAAAAGUUUUUGCCAAGGAAAGUAGUUUAGCAUUAGCUAAAACUAUUCAAGGUUUACGGGCUAUGUUUGAGGAAACAUAUCCGGAUCCUGUAAGAGUAGUUAGCAUAGGUGUCCCAGUUGAAGAUUUAGAAAAUGAUCCUUUGGGUCCUUAUGCGGUGCAAACCAGUGUAGAAUUUUGUGGGGGAACGCAUUUGCAUUGCACAGAUCACAUUGGAGACUUUGUUAUAGCCAGCGAAGAAGCAAUUGCUAAAGGUAUUAGGCGUAUUGUAGCUCUCACUGGUCCUGAAGCAACAAAAGCUCUGAAAAAAGCAAAAGUGCUACAGACUCAAUUGGAUCAGCUUCAAAUGACUGUAGCAAUCGACAAGAACUGCGUUAAUUCAAAAGAGCACGUAAAAAGAAUAGUCGAAUUAACGGACGACAUCUCACGUGUUACAAUUCCAAGCUGGAGAAAAGACAAGAUGCGUAAGAUGUUGAAAGAUCUGAAAAAGACACUCGACGACAAAGAACGCGUAGCAAAAGCGGCGAUCGCUAAUACGGUGGUAGAAACUAUUCAACAAAUAAUUCAACAAAACAUUGGAUGCCCAGUAUUGGUAGAGGUUUGUCAAGCAUACAGUAAUACGAAAGCUUUGGAUUCUGCUCUUAAAAAGAUAAAAGCUGUGUCGCCAGAAACAAGUGCAUUACUUGUCAGCGUGGAUCCUGACGCUAAGAAAAUAUUUGCACUUAGUGCAACGUCUAAGUCCGGCGUAAACAAAGGAUUAAAAGCGAAUGAAUGGAUCCAAGAAAUUGCUCCUCUUAUGGGAGGAAAAGGGGGUGGAAAACCCGAGUCCGCUCAAGCUUCGGGUACCAAUGUUUCCUGUUUAAAUAAGUUAAUACAUACAGCUAAAAACUUUGCUAAUUUAAAGCUUGGAAUUACAGAUUCUGUCAGAAAUGAUAUUUUAAAUAAUCAACCGGAAGUUGUUGAGCAUUUGGUAUGCUCUAAAAUUUCCGAAAACAAAUUAACACUUUUUGGUAAUGUUGGAAGUGUCAAAUGUUACCGCGCUCAAAUAGCAGCAAAGUAUAGUGGUAGGGAAAUAAUUUUAGUGCAGUACAAGACUAAUGGUGGAAUUUCCAGAGACAUAAGACUUGAAGGAAAUGGUUUUGAAUUAUUUGAUAGCAGUGCCAUUACUUUCUAUUUAGCAAAUGAUCAGCUGAGAUGUUCGAGCGAUUCUUAUGCAUUUAGUCAAGUUUUACAAUGGAUAAGUUAUACUGACAAUCAUAUUCUGCCAGCAAUGGCUGGAUGGGUUUUUCCUUGUAUUUCAGAGAAUGUAUCCAGUAAUAUGAAAACGAUUAUAAAAACGUCGAAAGAAGAUGUUCUUUCUUCUUUGAAAAAAUUAAACAACAUACUGCUUGCAAAAACUUAUUUAGUCGGUGAAAGAAUUAGUCUUGCAGACAUUGCUGUGUUCACUACCUUAAUACCUUUAUAUCAGUAUGUUUUUGAUCCAGAGUGUAGGAAACAGUAUACAAACUUGAACAGAUGGUUCCAUACCAUAUUAAAUCAACAAGAAAUUACUUGUGUAUUAAAGAACUUUAAGUUAUGCGAGAGAGCUGUAAAAUGCUAAGAGAUGAUAAUCUCAAAACAAUGAUUUUUAUAACCGUUUUUAUUAAGAAA